Molecule: messenger RNA, 4892 nt
Organism: Lepisosteus oculatus (spotted gar)
Lineage: Eukaryota; Metazoa; Chordata; Actinopteri; Semionotiformes; Lepisosteidae
Gene: mpi
Product: mannose phosphate isomerase
Biological process (GO): carbohydrate metabolic process; GDP-mannose biosynthetic process
Cellular component (GO): cytosol
Molecular function (GO): mannose-6-phosphate isomerase activity; zinc ion binding
Source: RefSeq, a predicted model, not a curated record
GUCAUCACCGCCGAUCACAUGCAUAUUAAAACAAAAAACAAAAACAUAUGUGGCUGAAAGCUGAGCGGGGAUAAUUUUUUUUUUAGAUAAGGUAGAAGCCGGGCUGAAAUCCUAAGCAUCCCUUGCAUUCAAAAUAAUAAAAAAAAACCCGACGUCUGUAUGAUCGUCGUUUUGUAGACGGUUUUUGAAUGCUGGGUUUUGGAGAUAUGUUGACAUAGCCGUUCACGCGUUCGCAGCUGUCCCAGAAUAAAAGCCGUCCCUGUAUUUCUGGCCGGUUUUGGAUGAUCAUCAAAAUAAACUGUGCUGGAAUGCGGGCUGAAGUUGAGUAAGGGAAGUGUUCCCACUGUCCUGUGCUGUCCAGAACUAUGCUUGGGGGAAGGUGGGGCUGGACAGUGAAGUGGCCAAGCUCAUCGUUAGCGGAGACCCGCUGGCGGUGGUUGACAGCGACGAGCCCUAUGCAGAGCUGUGGAUGGGAGCCCACCCUAAGGGGGAUGCUCUAAUCAAAGACAACAGGAUUUCCCAGAGGACUCUGGGGCAAUGGAUAGCGGACAACCCUGGCAGCUUGGGGUCAAAGGUCAAGGACACGUUCCAGGGGCAGCUGCCCUUUCUGUUCAAGGUCCUGUCUGUUAGGCUUGCACUCUCUAUCCAGGCUCACCCGAACAAGGAGUUGGCGGCCAGACUUCAUGCUCAGUUUCCCGACCACUACCCAGACAAUAACCACAAGCCUGAAAUGGCCAUUGCCCUUACCCCCUUUGAAGGGCUGUGUGGUUUCCGACCUGUGGAGGAGAUUGUGAGCUUCCUGAAAUCCGUGCCGGAGUUCCACGCGCUGGUGGGGAACGAGGCUGCUGAGGAGCUGCAGAGCAGCGUGGGAGAUCCGGGCAGGGUCUCGGAGGCUCUGAAGAAGUGCUUCACCAGGAUGAUGAACUGUGAGAAGAAGGUGUUCGUUGACCAGCUCAACAUGCUGGUGAAGAGAGUUUUAGAGGACGCGGCAGCGGGAAAAGACACUUCAGGAAGUAACGGGGACCUGUUGCUAAGGUUGCACUCGCAGUUUCCUGGAGAUAUCGGCUGCUUCUCUAUCUACUUCCUGAACCGGGUGACUCUGGAGCCUGGGGAGGCCAUGUUUCUGGGGGCCAGUGAGCCUCACGCCUACCUGUACGGAGACUGCAUCGAGUGUAUGGCCUGUUCCGACAACACAGUGCGUGCUGGACUGACCCCCAAGUACAUUGAUGUGAACACACUGUGCGAGAUGCUGCACUACUCUCCUGCCCCGGCCAGCUCCAAAAUCUUCUCCUGCGUGCAGGACCCCUCGGAUCCCUGCGUCUUCCUCUAUGACCCUCCCGUGCCUGACUUCUCAGUCAUGAGGAUACAGAUCCCCGGGGCGGCCAAACAGUACACCCUGGCCCCCGUCGACUCGGCCGGGAUCCUCCUGGUCGUGCAGGGCGAGGCCACGGCGUCCUCGGCCGCCGCCCUCUCCGACGUGGCCCUCCGGAGGGGCUCCGUGCUCUUCGUCUCGGCCAACGAGAGCGUGGCCCUCCACCUGGGCUCGCCCGGCGGCAUGCUGCUGUUCAGGGCCUGCUGCUUACUGUAGCCCCCUGCACCUGCCUCCAGCCUGCGGACCCGGGUUCGCCAGCGCUGGGGGGCCGGCCCUUAGUUCAAUAGCUGUAGACUAGCUAGGGAACCUCCCGGUUCAAUCAUAGGCUCAAAACUGUUCGGCUGUUGUCAUACAGGAGAACUCAUGCGUUACUGAAGAACAAGGCGGUGGUGGGGGAAGCAGGGAUUAUGUUUACUACAUGGCGUCCACUUGAAAAAUGCUGCACUAAGGGGAAAGGGAUUUUCUUUGUUCCAUAAAUAAUGCAACGGGCAUGGGUUUUAUUUUAUUAUUUAUCUGUCAGGAGGAUGUAUUGAGAUAUCUCGUUUUUUUUUUAGAUUUUUGUUUUUUCAAGGCAUGCCUCCCACACCCACCUCUUACCUCAUGGGGGAGCUCCGUUCUUUCCUUUCCCUGUGCCUGCGCCGUCCAGAAAGCAUGUCCUGCUGGCAGAGUGGGAUAUUGCAUCCGUUUGCAUGGCUGCUGGGUUGCUUUGGUUGAAUAGAAGUCCCUCGAUUUAUUAUUCUCACUUUUUUUUCUUCCCUCUGAACAGUUUGCUUCCGUCCCACUGACCCCUGACAGCCCUGUAGAAUGAAAAACAGUCAUUGAAAUCUGGCUCUUCAGGGUGAUGCGGUGAAACAGAGUGCACUUCGCAACGUGUUCAGGGCACCUGCAUGAGCGUACAUUCACUUAACCCUGAAAAAUACACAUGGCUGCUCCCCUUUUUAACUUGGCUGUGCUGUCCUCAUGGUGCCCUGAACUGGGUUACUGAAAACAAUCAUGAACCUAAAACUGCACCCAUCCCUUCAUUUCAGAAUGUCAAAUAUUCCACGAGAACUGAAACAUUUUUUCAUGUUUCAAACGUGAAAACCAGGGGAACAUUCCUCAAAUGAAAAACAAAACUCACUAUUUUUCUUGUUAAGCCUUCCAGUUCAAAAUGUGGUUGGACAUCGAUAUGUGCAAUAUACAGGCAUAAACAAUACAAUAAACCAGAAAUAUAAUAUAUGACAACCUUAAUUCUAUAAUCUAACAUUAGACUUUUAAUAAGGAAAAUGGCUGGUGAGCACUGAGCACUGACACAUACUGGUUGACAUCAGAAGCAGAAGUGUGCUGGUGUUUGUUUCUGAUGGGAGUCACUCGUUCGUGGGUGAUGGUGGCGAUGCUUGUGAAGCUCCCAUCGGAUCUCCCUUUCCUUUUAUUGUCCCAGAUGGGAAGUUUGCUUUGCAGGAAGGUAAAGGACAUAACAAGAUACGCAAUGCAUUGAACAUGGAACACAUUGUUUACCAAAUAAGAGGCAUACGGGCAUGAUGAGAAAUGCAUAUAUAAAUAAAGUAAAAUAUACAAUCAGUUGUCCAGUUAAUCUUCCAAGUCUUCAUGUGAUGCAUCAGUAGGCCAAACAUCAACGUUGAAGUCCUGAAUUUCUAAGGCAGAAGCAGAUAGGAUGCUUCAUCUUCACUGGAUUUAAUUUCUGGAUUUCUUUCUAGGUGCGGGUCAUUAUUUUAGACACGUUGCAUGGCACUUUCCCAAGUUAUCAAAAAGUGUGAGAGCGGUUUAGUGUUUAGUUCUCACGUUUGUUCAUGAUCAUGUUUCAGCCUCUCCGAAGCCAGCUGAAUUCUUUGUUCUUUAAUUCUUUGGUGCCUUAAUUUAUUCUCCUGAAUGUCAGGUUGGUCAGCUUCAUGAAAAUCUGCUUCGGUUCACAGUUCACAGCUUCACAGUUCUCUUCUAAUUGUAACUCGUCUUCAAAACCCCAGAAAUCAUGGACAUACGUCAUCACCAAGCUCCUCCCAGCUGCCCCUUCUUCCUCUGGCCCCUGUAUACCACUCAUGUGGCUUUGCAUAAUUUUGCUCCUUGCUGCUGAAAACCUUUUGUGUGGCCAUCCUUAUACAGUAGGCCGUGCUUAAUAUGAAAGUCAUGUGCUGCUGAAACUCGGAGUGAAUGGGGAUGAGCAAAUUUUAGGGGGGCAGUGAGGGUACUGGAGCUCUUAGCUGUGACACGUGCAACAAGAGUGGGCAUCAGCGUAACAUUUUCUAGCCACGCCUGUCAAUAACAUGCCAACAAAGAACCUGAAAAAACAUGUUUAGCAAAGUUCUUCGGAUCUGGUAGUACUGAAGCAUGAUGAGCAAAAUAAGGAGGAUGCUCACAUAAAAUUACAGAUAGAGAGAUGAAGCUCUCCAGAGUGAGCUUCACACUUAAAGAAGCACGCUGAGGACGUGCAUUGCGAGAGUCUGCCUUUCGUUUGGCAAAUUUGCCUUCUGAAAUCAAGGAAAAGGGUGUACUCAAAAUAUUUCUUACCAAAAGUCUGAUGGCAUUGUUUGCUUUGUUUCUUGGUGAAUUUCGUAAGCUCCUGAUUUCUUAUGGAAGUCAGCAGAAGCCUGGUAACGUCUAGGUUUUUGCAUGGAAGAAUGUACUCAUUACAUGUUCAUGUUUUUGCAAAACAAACUGCUCGCGUUGCACAGGCGGUGAAUAACAGAACGGAAUGGCCAUUAAAAAGUUGUACGUCCACCUCACUAUCCUUCCUGCACUGCUGCGCCGUGUGUCCCCUGGGCUGAGUUGGCUGGCAGUGAAGCACACCAGAGGUCUCCUCUUUCUGAGGCUGUAUGGGGGGGGGGGAGGCCAGGUGAUAUAAAGUAUGAUGCUUUAAGCUUAAUCACCUGGACCAUCUGGAUUUCGCUAAGAUUUAUUGUUUAGUUUCUGUUUUGCUGUAUCUUAUUCCUUUUUAAAGAAUAUCUAGGUGAGGAAUUUCUUCCAUUUGAAGGAAUAUGAUUGAGGAGACAAUUGAUUUAAUGAUGGCACUGCUGCAAGUGUCCUGGUUGUUUGUCCCUUUUCCUGUCCCUCAGGUGCUUUAGGUCACCCUAGAACAACAAUGGAGAAUAAGGUUGGCUCACUCAACUUUAAUUUGACUAGUUUAGCACUUUGACUCAAUUUUACUUAAGAUGUUGAUAAUUGAAGUAGACCUAGAAAACCGUGUUGGAUUAUGCUUCUAGGUAAGAACUGGGGACACCAGCACUGCUGAGAUAUGCAAUCAUUCCCUCAUUAGGGAAUGGUUCCGUCCAACAACAGUGGGGUAAAACGGUGAAUCUGUGAUUGUUUCUCCCAAAUUAGGUUUUGAUUUGUAUGUAUAAAACCAUUAUGUCUUGUAGAAUUGCACUCAGGUUUGAUAAAUUAUUUAUACCUAUUUUUUUGGAAUGCUGUGUUUUGCCACAGGUACAGAAUGAAAGAAUGGAUUUUUGGAAUGAUAUUGCAUUCGAUGGCAUGCAUUUGUAAAGACAGCAUCUGUGUGUAAAACUCCCAAUAAAUAUGAACAGUG